AUCUCCUCCUCAUCUCUCCUCCUCAUCUGCUGUUCUACUGUGCCUCCAUACAGGCAGAAUGAUGAACUCUGCUUUUCUCAUUCUCAUUCUCAUUCUGACACCUGGAGCUGGCGUUGGAGAGGUGGAGUAUCCAUUGGACACGAUGGAGAUGUCAGUUGAUGAUCAGUACCAGGGCUGCACAACAAAUAUGUCACACUUGGUAGAGAAUACAUAUCUAAAAAAGGAACUUGAGAGAACAAAGAACUUCAGUGCAGCUUGGAGUGAAGGCCAGCAGUGGUGUUCCAGUAAUAAGAAAGGAGAUAAUUUGGGAGGAAUUAAUUACUGCACUGCCUUGUACGUGUAUACUCUACUUGACCCACCGAUAUAUAAAGCUUUCAAUACUGACACUCGUGGUGGGAAAACUCAAUACACAGGACAGACAUAUCAGUGGUAUUCUCUUCACUUUUUGUUGACACGUGCAGUACAAGUUUUGAAGGAUAGAGAGAGGAAAAAUGGAACUGAAUGCAGAUCAGUGUAUCGUGGUACAGGGGUUCCAUUUAAAAAAUAUGUUUUGAACAAAGAGAUUCGAUUAGGCUCAUUCACAUCCUCUUCCCUCAAACUCAACGUGACAAAGAGUUUUGGAAAUGUAUCGUGUUUUGAAAUCAACACAUGCCAUGGUGCCAACAUCACAGAGUAUUCUGCCAAUCCAGAUCAGGAAGAGGUACUGAUUCCUCCAUAUGAGACGUUUAACGUCUCUCAAGUCUCAGAGAAAAGAAACAAUCCUGGCCUGUGGUGCAACACUGUGUAUAAGCUGCAGAGCACUGGGAUCAAAACCAACCUGAACUGUUUUGGGGUGUCAAAUCAGGCUUCAGGCAAAUCUCUGAUUUAUCACACAUAUGUGUUGCCAGUCAUGAUUUCAUUAUUUUCUUACUCUGAAAUACUAUGCUGAUCAUUUCCUUUUACCAACAUUUUAACCACUCAGUUUAUUUCAAAUCUUAAAAAUAUGGAGGUCAAAAUAUGAAAGGCCUAAUCAUUCACCUUUCUGAUAAUCCAGAACAUAAAGGUACCUGGAUGAUCUGUAUUUUUCUGAUAGUCUGUAACAUGCAGUGUAGUAUCAUUUAGACUGGGUGAUGAGUAGUUCAUGUUUGUGAUAAUGUUUCAUGUAUCAGUGUGUUCAUGUAUAGACUGGUCAGUCUGUCUGUCCUUUGCUCUGGGAGAUGGCAACUCUUAGCAUGGGUGAUUAGCAGUGUUAUUUCCCAUACAGAAAUUAAGUUUGUCUUAUAUUGUAUUUUUUUAGGCAGUACACGAUUCUCCUCCUUUAUUAUACAUGUCAUCACAUUCCUCCUAAUUUACUGUCUGAUUUGGGCCUGCAAUCUUUAUCUUGUUUUGGUACGGCAAUCUUCAUCUUAUGUUUUUUGGUACGGCAAUCUUCA
Alosa alosa (allis shad) is the source of this 1412-nucleotide messenger RNA. RefSeq names its product GPI-linked NAD(P)(+)--arginine ADP-ribosyltransferase 1-like. The transcript is spliced from 3 exons. The record is from RefSeq and is a predicted model, not a curated record. The coding region runs from base 59 to 928 and encodes 289 amino acids. Gene Ontology annotation, molecular function: NAD+ poly-ADP-ribosyltransferase activity; NAD+-protein-arginine ADP-ribosyltransferase activity. NCBI's taxonomy places the organism in Eukaryota, Metazoa, Chordata, Actinopteri, Clupeiformes, Clupeidae.